GAUUCAUUUUUGCAUUUGAAAUUAACGACUCACAUGAUCAUACCUUCUUCUCUUGUUUCUAAUCGAUCGUUUAGUUUGAAUGCUACAUGGUAUUUAUAGAUUUCGGGCGAAUUUUCUCCAUUUCGUGCUGUGCCGCCCGGUUCUUCUUAUCUUGGGCGUUGUGAAGAAAUGGACCUUAUUGAUGGCCAUAGUACCUUUGGUAGCUUCAGAAAAUAGCUUAUAGUCCCUGAUCUUGGAAGGAUUCUGCUUAAUCCUUCCAUAUAUGAAUUUUCUAUCCCAAGAUACAUUGAGAGGCGCGCGAUUUUGAUCAACAUGAUAAAUUUUGAUGAAACAGUAGCUCGAGGGCGAGAACACCAAUGGCUAUCUUUAGCGAUUCUUUUCGUGAUUCUCUACACAGCAUCAACACUAGCCCAGCAUUUGAGGGCAGCAAAGGUCCCGCUAGUAGGAAGGCGUUUCUUCCUUGAGCCGCAAUUUGUGACCAACUUUCGAUUCUUUCGCCACGCAGGAGAAGUUCUGGGCGAUGGCUAUAAUAGAUUCAAACACACCACCUUUAAAUUCAUCCGAGCCGAUGCAGAGAUGCUUGUGCUUCCCGCAAAAUAUGUAAACGAAUUGCGCAACCUUCCAAAUACGAUCGCAAGUCCAACUCUUGCUCAUGUCCACAAUCUAAUGGGUCGCCACACAAAUAUGGAUGUGAUACUGAGAAACAACUUGCACUUCCGAACUUUGCAGGAGAAAGUGACACCGAACCUAGGGUCCGUCACUGUUCCAAUGCAGGAGGAGCUAAAUCACGCAUUGCAAUACGACUUUCCAAACAACGAAGAUGAGUGGGUAACCAUCAAGCCAUACCACACGAUACUUCGACUGGUUUCCAGAUUGAGCGCCAGAGUGUUUCUGGGCACCCCUCUAUGCCGCAAUGAACAGUGGCUGGAAAUCUCUACUGAGUUCACAGAAAACGUUUUCAUUUCUUUGGUUAUCCUAAGACUAUUUCCAAUGUGGCUUCAUGGCCUGAUCAGCAUGAUUCUACCGAGCGCUUGGAAAGGAUCUGCAUAUGUUCGACAAGCCAAGCGACUUCUCGUUCCCGAGGUAAAACGACGCCAGCAAGAAAUCAAUGCAGGCAAGCAGGGAAGUGCCGAGCACCGUAACAUUUUGUCAUGGAUGAUCGAGAUUGGUAAAGAAAAUGAGAAACAGCCAGCCGACCUAGCUCACCUCGAAGUCAUCAUGUCUUUAGCCUCCAUCCACACUUCUCAAAUGAAUGCCGUUCAUGUUCUGUAUGAUCUCGCCGCACAUCCUGGAUAUAUCCAAGACCUUCGAGCAGAAAUAAAGCAGAUUAUCGAAACAGAUGGCCCGUGGAUGGAAUGGAAAAAAACCUCAUUUUCCAAACUUCGCCUCCUCGACUCGUUUAUGAAAGAGUCUCAACGUCUAAACCCACCUACCCAACUCUCAUACCAUCGCAUCCUGCUCGAAAACCAUACGCUCAAUGACGGCACAAUACUUCACAAAGGUAGCCACGUAUGCAUGGCAGUGACAGCCAUUCAGAAUGACGAGGCAGUAACACCCGACCCUUCAGUGUUCGACGGAUUUCGAUACUACAAAAUGCGCCAACGAGAAGAUGAAGGACAUCUCCACCAAUUUGCUACUACAGAACCCACAAACCUCAACUUUGGGCAUGGAAAAUAUGCAUGCCCCGGCCGCUUUUUCGCAGCAUUGGAGAUCAAAAUUAUCUUGGUGCGACUCAUUAUGGACUAUGACUUUAAAUUCAAAGAUAGCCAAAUAAGACCAGCGAACCUAUUCGCGCACGAGUUUAUAUUUCCAAAUCCGGAAGGUGAGUUCCUUGUGAAAAGACGCAGAGCUGAGGAAAGAUUGCAGCUUGUGUAAGUGAAGGUACAUCCUGACCUGAAAGGGAGACAGUUUGUUGUGAGUAUGCUCUAGCAAUAUUGGGACUUUAGACGAUGGACUUCAAUAGCGUUAGCCCUUUAAUACAGCGGUGGUGAGAAAAGGAAAACAGGGGCUCUAGUGGUGGAAUAACAACGGGGUACUUAGGUAAAAGAAUUGUAUGCCAGUAUCAAAUCGAAGCACUGCCUGUUUCUCUGUGAUUGGUUUCUAGUAUACUUCAAGAGUGUGUGUAUGUGAUAUCUGUGGCUAGUACCUGGUCGAUGUCAAAAGAUUGUCCUAUGAAGUUCUUCUUUAAAUAACUACAUAUA
Molecule: messenger RNA, 2201 nt
Organism: Botrytis cinerea B05.10
Lineage: Eukaryota; Fungi; Ascomycota; Leotiomycetes; Helotiales; Sclerotiniaceae
Exons: 4
Coding region: 313-1875 (520 amino acids)
Molecular function (GO): oxidoreductase activity, acting on paired donors, with incorporation or reduction of molecular oxygen; heme binding; iron ion binding
Source: RefSeq, a predicted model, not a curated record